Molecule: messenger RNA, 983 nt
Organism: Pisolithus orientalis
Lineage: Eukaryota; Fungi; Basidiomycota; Agaricomycetes; Boletales; Pisolithaceae
Product: PRTase-like protein
Exons: 9
Coding region: 27-704 (225 amino acids)
Source: RefSeq, a predicted model, not a curated record
AACACAACUCUUUUGACACUCGCAAGAUGACCACGGCCCAGACGUCUCAGUUGACGCCUGCAGCCUUGCCCCCUUCCGUAUUCACACUUCCUCAGACUGCCCAACUUGAAGCCCUGUAUACGAUCAUCAGGGAUAAAACAACUAGCCGGGGUGAUUUUCUCUUCUACUCAGAUCGCAUCAUCCGGCUUCUUGUCGAAGAGGGCCUCAACCAUCUCCCUGUUGUCCCAAAGACCAUUGAAACACCUACAGGAUCAGUGUAUGAAGGAGUUGGUUUCGAGGGAAAGAUAUGCGGUGUAUCCAUCUUGCGUGCUGGAGAGGCGAUGGAGGCAGGAUUACGAGAAGUCUGUCGAAGCGUCCGCAUAGGCAAGAUUCUCAUACAGAGGGACGAGGAGACUGCUCAGCCAAAGCUUUUCUAUUGCAAGUUCCCAGAAGAUAUCGCUCAACGAUAUGUUCUCUUACUCGAUCCUAUGCUCGCAACUGGUGGAUCCGCAAUUAAAGCUGUAGAAAUACUGAAGGAACAAGGCGUACCAGAAGAACGAAUCAUAUUCAUCAACCUGAUCGCAGCGCCUGAAGGCUUGAAGAGGUUCUGUUCCAAGUUCCCCGCAUUACGCGUCAUUACGGGAUGGAUAGAUAAAGGACUCAAUGAAAAGGCAUUCAUCAUACCAGGUCUUGGUGACUUUGGCGAACGACGAUAUUGUGAAUGAGACAAUUUGAAUCUGGAUGCAACGCCUUUUUUUACACAGGAUGUUGUACAGUGUAUAUCCGCCUUCGAAUUGACAUCGCCUUCGAUAUGACUUCAAUGGUGUGUGGAUGUGAAUGGUUGCUUCAUUCCGCAGUUUCGUAUUAGUGCUAUACAUCUUCGAGGAUACUAGUGCCGUACUUCCUUGAAGAUAUUAGAUCACUUGCCUGUUAUGGUAGGGAGCACUUACAAUGUCGGGCUACAUAAUAUGAGUGGUCACUUAGGUGAAACGUCCAUACGCGAC